This is a messenger RNA of Drosophila nasuta, 546 nucleotides long. RefSeq lists its product as uncharacterized. The transcript is spliced from 2 exons. The record is from RefSeq and is a predicted model, not a curated record. The coding region runs from base 1 to 546 and encodes 181 amino acids. Lineage: Eukaryota; Metazoa; Arthropoda; Insecta; Diptera; Drosophilidae.
AUGGCUAAUGAUGGUGACGAUGACAAUGACGAUGCACAGCAGCAAAUAUCGGUGAAGCCUCGCGAUAGUUGUCAGCAUCUGCUCAAUGGACGUGUGGCCUUGCAUUACAUUUGCCACAGUUACAUUAAUGAGGAGAUCUUCGUGAAGACACGUUCGAACCUAAUCAAAAAAGGCGAUCCCAUGACGCUGUUCAUCGAUGAUAGCCAAACAAUAUUUUUUGCCACCAUGGAAUCAUCGUUGCAUUCGUGCAUCAAGCUACUCAUCUUACAGCGCAAUGUGGUGCAAUGCUUUGAGGCUGCCACACAAUCGAUAAUCCAAUUUAAUCGAUCGCAACUCUAUUGCUUUCCCUAUCAUCUAUAUAUUGCUGAUAUGGCGAUGGACAAUUGUGACGUAGCCAAUCGGAAGUUUCACAGAGCCAUCGUUGGCAAGACGUCGCGGGCAGCUUUGCACAUUGCGAUAGAUCAAAAGAUGUCUCGAGGCGUGGUGAAUACACAAAUCGAGAGGCUAAAGUUGCUGCUCACAGUGUUGCUACUCUUCCGAGUUUAA